Ipomoea triloba (trilobed morning glory) is the source of this 1509-nucleotide messenger RNA. Its product is annotated as protein PAIR1. The transcript is spliced from 11 exons. Lineage: Eukaryota; Viridiplantae; Streptophyta; Magnoliopsida; Solanales; Convolvulaceae. Gene Ontology annotation, cellular component: nucleus. The coding region runs from base 87 to 1295 and encodes 402 amino acids. Gene Ontology annotation, biological process: embryo sac development; microsporogenesis; meiotic DNA double-strand break formation. The record is from RefSeq and is a predicted model, not a curated record.
AUCACUUCGUCACGGAUUCAGCUUCAACGUUCUGCAUUUCAGUUAGAUUUUCAGAAAUCUUGGCUGCAGGAUCGACAAUUCUGCAAAUGAAGCUGAAGAUCAACAAAGCUUGUGAUCUGAGCUCAAUUUCCGUUCUUCCUCCUCAUGCCAGGAGAACGAGCGUUGGGCCGAGCGGAACAGAGUCUUCAGUUUUUGGAAAAAGCCAAGCGUCGCAGCUGCGAUCACAGCAGUCGUUCUCUCAAGGAUUUUCGUCUCAGCUCGGAAUUUUCUCGCAGCUUUCGCAGAACUCCCCAGAUGAGAUUGUCACUAAUGAACAGAGACUAGGUUCUCAAGAAAGGGAGAAUUCAGCAAAGAAAACUUCCUUCUUCCCUCCAAUCAAUUGUGAUAGAGAAGAGAGUCAAAUGCAGUUAUCAAGAACUCCAACCAAUUUAAUGCAUAAGUGGUCUAUCCCUGAAUACAAAUCCCAGAUGAGCCAAGAACUUGAACACAGAAUUGGAGUGAUGGAAACUUCAUUAAGUAGAUUGGGAAUGAUCCUUGACUCCUACCAGAAUGACAUUAUGCAAGUAAAUAGAGGAACAAAGGAAAUAUUAUUGGAAUUGGAAAGCUUACGACAGAGAUUUGUGGUUCAUGAUGAAUUGUUGCAUGCAAUGAUCAAGGGACAAGAAGAUCUCAAAGGUAGUCUGGACGGAACCUUUAAAUCCAUGAGUGAAGAACUCAAGAAGAAUGUGUGUCAAGAAGACUUCAGGGAGAUGUCCUCAGUGAUUUCAGCACUGCCUGGAAAGUUUGAAACUUUUAUAGUCAAAUUACAAAAUGAUCUGAGCAAAAGUUUGAUCAAGGAGAUACAGGCUAUGGCCUCUAGCGCGAAGGUUCCCAUCACAGAACCUGCAUCCAUUGAUAUCCCCCUCACAGAAGAAAUCAAAGGUCGUGCUGCUUUGCGUGAAAUGCAGCCUCUAAAAAGACAACCAGUACAUGCCAAUCAGCAAAUAGCCCCAGUGCUAAAGGUGGAAAUGGGAAGCUGGAACUCAGUAAGGCAUGAACAAGCUAAUGUGAAAGCAAGAAGUUCAAAUGAAAGGCACAAGGAGGAGCAUUUGUUGGCCAUUCAACUGGAAAAGGCACAGAGAGUAAUUACCCCAUCUGAUGAGGAUAUUGACAGGGGUUUCUCCUGCUUGCUUACUGAAAAGGAAUUAGGCCCAGGAAACCACUCAAUAGAUGAUGCAAAGGACGAGACUGAACGCAUACUGAGGAAAGCAAGGAGGAGGAAGAGAAGACAUUGUAACACCAUCAUUAUUGAUUGAAGUUGUGCCGAGACUGACUAAUUUCAAUAUGAAAAGGUAACCCAAAUCUGUAGUCAUCUUCUACCUUAUGUUUGUGACUAAACUCUUAUAUACGCACUGUUCAUUAGCAAUUUACAUUUCAAGUUCAAUGAGCUGAUAUGGUAAAGUACCAAAUAAAGGUGUAAUUAUUUGAUGUUAAGAGAGAGGUAGCUAUAAGACCUUUCGUGAAGUAAGA